UGGCGUCUGGCUCGCCCGUCAGUCCUGCCCGCUUCCCGGGGGCUUCCAUUCAUUCCGGGCCAGAGGAGCUGCGCCCCCGCCCGACAGCCCCGCAUGGCGGGGAGCCCGGAGGAGCAGCUCCGGGCCCGAGUUCGGGGCCCGGAGGAAGUCUGGUGUUGCCCGGGCGCAGAGUGAAACUGGGAGCGUCCCGAUGGAGGCCCCGGUGGUCCCAGAUGCUGCCCUUCGCCUCCUGCCUCCCCGGCUCGCUGCUGCUCUGGGCGCUGCUGCUGCUGCUCCUGGGGGCAGCGUCUCCCCAGGACUCGGAGGAGCCCGACAGCUACACGACGUCAACGAGUGCCUGACCAUCCCCGAGGCCUGCAAGGGGGAGAUGAAGUGCAUCAACCACUACGGGGGCUACUUGUGCCUGCCCCGCUCGGCCGCCGUCAUCAACGACCUGCACAGCGAGGGGCCGCCGCCGCCAGUGCCCCCCGCCCAGCACCCCAACCCCUGCCCGCCAGGCUACGAGCCCGAUGAGCAGGAGAGCUGUGUGGACGUGGACGAGUGCGCCCAGGCCCUGCACGACUGCCGCCCCAGCCAGGACUGCCACAACCUGCCCGGCUCCUACCAGUGCACCUGCCCCGAUGGCUACCGCAAGAUUGGGGUUGAAUGUGUGGACAUAGACGAGUGCCGCUACCGCUACUGCCAGCACCGCUGCGUGAACCUGCCCGGCUCCUUCCGCUGCCAGUGCGAGCCCGGCUUCCAGCUGGGGCCCAACAACCGCUCCUGUGUGGACGUGAAUGAGUGUGACAUGGGGGCUCCGUGUGAGCAGCGAUGUUUCAACUCCUACGGGACCUUCCUGUGUCGCUGCCACCAGGGCUACGAGCUGCACCGGGAUGGCUUCUCCUGCAGCGAUAUCGAUGAGUGCAGCUACUCCAGCUACCUCUGCCAGUACCGCUGCGUCAACGAGCCAGGCCGCUUCUCCUGCCACUGCCCGCAGGGCUACCAGCUGCUGGCCACGCGCCUCUGCCAAGACGUUGACGAGUGUGAGUCCGGUGCACACCAGUGCUCUGAGGCCCAAACCUGUGUCAACUUCUAUGGGGGCUACCGCUGCGUGGACACCAACCGCUGCGUGGAGCCCUACGUGCAGGUGUCCGACAAUCGCUGCCUCUGCCCGGCCUCCAACCCGCUGUGCCGCGAGCAGCCCUCCUCCAUCGUGCACCGCUACAUGAGCAUCACCUCGGAGCGGAGCGUGCCCGCCGACGUGUUCCAGAUCCAGGCGACCUCCGUCUACCCCGGCGCCUACAACGCCUUCCAGAUCCGCGCUGGGAACUCGCAGGGGGACUUCUACAUCAGGCAAAUCAACAACGUCAGCGCCAUGCUGGUCCUCGCCCGGCCCGUGACGGGCCCCCGGGAGUACGUGCUGGACCUCGAGAUGGUAACCAUGAACUCCCUCAUGAGCUACCGGGCCAGCUCGGUGCUGAGGCUCACCGUCUUCGUGGGGGCCUACGCCUUCUGAGGAGGGGACAGCUGUCGGAGGGGGAGUCCCUGUAGCCGAGGAGCCUGAGGCUCAGGGAGGACCGCGUUCUGCUAAAAGGGAAGAUGCUGUUGUGAAGGGCAGAGGGAGGAAGGCAAUAAAGGGAGAAAGAAGGAGUCCUGGUGGCUGAGGGGGCGGGCAAUGCUGCAGUGAACCCCAGGCUGGGGAAGGGGCCAGGCUUGUGGGAGGCCGGUCAAGUCCGCCUACAGUGGGGGUUGGCUCAGGCUGAGGGGACCCCUUUGGCAGGAGUUGGGAGCUGUGUCCCCAAGGCUGGGAUUGGUCUCUAUACCGCGGGUAUCAGAGUCAUCCUGAAAAGGGAGGACCGAGGUGCAGGCUCCAGGCCGCGGCUGGUGUGCAGGGACCCUGGUUCAGUCCUACCUGGGCCUCAAACUGUCCAUUGGACAAACCCUCAUAGCGCCCUGGGACUCAGCUUUCCAGUCCAUAAAAUGAGGCGCUUUGACUGUUAGUGCUUUUUAAACGUUUCUUUUCCAAGCGACA
Molecule: messenger RNA, 2011 nt
Organism: Pipistrellus kuhlii (Kuhl's pipistrelle)
Lineage: Eukaryota; Metazoa; Chordata; Mammalia; Chiroptera; Vespertilionidae
Gene: EFEMP2
Product: EGF containing fibulin extracellular matrix protein 2
Exons: 10
Coding region: 191-1495 (434 amino acids)
Molecular function (GO): calcium ion binding
Source: RefSeq, a predicted model, not a curated record